Messenger RNA from Oxyura jamaicensis (ruddy duck), 653 nucleotides. Its product is annotated as copine-5-like. Gene Ontology annotation, molecular function: calcium-dependent phospholipid binding. Lineage: Eukaryota; Metazoa; Chordata; Aves; Anseriformes; Anatidae. Gene Ontology annotation, cellular component: plasma membrane. Gene Ontology annotation, biological process: cellular response to calcium ion. The record is from RefSeq and is a predicted model, not a curated record. The transcript is spliced from 7 exons. The coding region runs from base 154 to 633 and encodes 159 amino acids.
CGUACCGGGGCGGUCUCGCAGGAGGCUCCGGGGGCAGCCCCGGGGGCGGCGGCGCUGCGGCAGCGCGCGGUACCGGGAGCCCCGAGCCGCACCGGGGCAGCCCCGGGAGCAGCGCGGCGGCGGCGGCGUCCCCGGGCGGGGCGGAGCCGGGGCAUGGCGGGCCUGGGAGCUCUGGAACCGGGCACCGGCACCGGCACCGUCCCGGCCACCAAGGUGGAGCUCACCGUGUCCUGCAGUUCCCCCCCGGCCUCUCCCCGCAGGCAGCUCCUGGACAAGGACACCUUCUCCAAGUCCGACCCGCUCUGCGUGCUCUACACCCAGGGCCUCGACACCAAGCAGUGGCGGGAGUUCGGCCGCACCGAGGUCAUCGACAACUCGCUGAACCCCGACUUCGUGCGCAAGUUCGUGCUCGACUACUUCUUCGAGGAGAAGCAGAACCUGCGCUUCGACCUGUACGAUGUGGACUCCAAAAGCCCCGACCUCUCCAAGCACGACUUCCUGGGCCAGGCCUUCUGCACCCUCGGUGAGAUCGUGGGCUCGGCCGGCAGCCGCCUGGAGAAGCCGCUGACGAUGGGGACGGUCACCGCGCACCCCCGCGGCAAGAAGCCGGCUCCGGCCCUCUCCAACGGGUGAGCAUUGGGGUGCCCCCCCCC